AUGGAGGAUUUCAAUCCCAUCUCGUUUGAGGAUCUUCGCCGAGUCAUUGUUACCCCACCACCAUCGGAAUCGGACUCCGGUAGAAGCUCGGCCCGCUCUAGCUACCAGAGUAGCAUAACCGUCGUCUCUAGCAACGGCGAAGUAAAUAACGACGACACGAUUUAUGUGCCAAACGCAACUGCAUCAAUAUCACCUCCAUUCCUUUCAUCGCCCCCUAGGAGUGUUGCCAAAUCCCGUCGAGAUCGUGCAUCAUUACAAAAAGAAGCCAACCGCUCAAAGAAGUUCACAACUCGUCUCCAGCGAAGUGCCAGCGAAAGUGCCGCUGCCGCUGCAUGUGCCCCUGCAGCUUCUACCGAUUCCAGCGGUGAACUCCUCACAGGGAGAAGGAGAAAUCGCUUCCACAAUCGUAGCUCUGCAAGCCUUCCCGCAGACCACGGGUUAAAGGCGAUUGAACCAUUGCAUGAGCAUGUUAUGACCAAGAUGGCAUUUGCGGAGCAACAGAAAUGGAUCACAGUCCAGCAGAAGACAUUUACAAAAUGGUUAAAUACUAAGAUAGAGCCACGAGAUCUGGCGGUGGUAGAUCUCGUGAAGGACCUCAGCGACGGCGUCAUAUUAAUACAUCUUCUCGAAUGCCUCUCCAACGAAUCCCUGGGUCGAUACGCAGCAAAGCCUAAACUCCGAGUUCAGCGAUUUGAGAAUGCCAAUCUUUCAUUAGACUUCAUCAAGUCUCGCGGGAUCCAGAUGACGAAUAUAGGCGCGGAGGACGUGGUGGAUGGAAAUCGAAAGAUUAUUCUUGGACUUAUCUGGACUCUCAUCUUAAGGUUCACAAUAUCUGAUAUCAAUGAGGAGGGUAUGACGGCGAAGGAGGGCCUGCUUCUUUGGUGUCAGCGGAAAACCGCUUGCUACGAUGAGGUAGAAGUACGAAACUUCACAGAUAGCUGGAACGACGGGCUUGCAUUCUGCGCCUUGCUAGACAUCCACCGGCCCGACUUGAUUGAUUACGACUCUCUCGACAAAAACGACCAUAAAGGCAAUAUGCAACUUGCCUUUGACCUCGCAUCCAAAGAAAUUGGGAUCCCGGCUCUACUAGAUGUCGAAGAUGUGUGUGACGUGGCGAAACCAGACGAGAGGAGUUUGAUGACCUACAUAGCGUAUUGGUUCCAUGCCUUUUCACAGAUGGAGAAGGUGGAAAACGCAGGUCGUAGAGUUGAGAAGUUUGUCAACAAUAUGCAGGGUGCAUGGGAAAUGCAAAGCGGUUACGAGAGGAGGGUUCGACAACUACUCCAAAACAUCAAGGAGCAAGACGAAAGAUGGCAAGCGGCCACCUUCGAGGGAACUUAUACCGACGCUAAAAUGCAAGCGGCAGAGUUCAGCGGAUACAAAAGGGGGAAGAAGCGAGAGUGGGUGGCCGAGAAGAGCGACCUCGCGGCUCUGUUAGGCAACAUCAAAACCAAGAUGAGUACCUACCGACUGAGAGCUUAUGAGCCGCCUCCAGACUUGAGAUUAAGCGUACUGGACAAUGAAUGGGCACUUUUGAUGAGGGCUGAAAUGGCUAGGGGGCAGUUGAUAAAUGAGACCAUUAGAGAUAUCAAGAAUGCCUUGAGAAAGUCUUUCGCUGACAAGGCCAACGAUUUCGCCCUAGCAUUAAACACAAUGCAGCUAGCUAUUUCCGGGCUAGAGGGCGAUGUGGAGGACCAAUUGACUCACGUGCGACGACUGAGUGAUAAUUUAUCACCGCUUAAUCAAUAUCUGGAGAAAAUAGCCGAGGUUGACCAAAAAUGUGAAGAGGCAAACAUAGAGGAGAACGACUUCACUACAUAUACUUAUGAUGAAUUAUCGUAUGAACUCGGCCUUGUCAAAAACUCCGUACUGAAAAAGCUCGCAUUCCUUGACAAUCAAGUCGUGGCGCGAAAUAUGACGAACCUGACGCCAAUCCAGUUGGAAGAGUUCGAGAGUGUGUUCAGACAUUUUGAUAGGGAUGCCACCAACAGUCUUCAGGAGCUGGAAUUUAGUGCUGCGUUGGCGUCACUUGGACUUGUAUUCAGUGAGGAUGAAAUGCACGAAUCCUUCUUCGAAACUUCGCAUGGCAGGGACCACGUAACAUUUGAACAGUUCAUUCGUUUCAUGGUGGACGUCACAGAGGACCAAAACACCGCAGAGCAAGUUUUUCAAAGCUUCCGCGAAGUCGCCGAUGGGAAACCUUAUGUCACCGAGAUGGAUCUUCGGCACAGUUUAGUACCCGACGAUGUCAUCGAGAAGCUGACCUCAAUAAUACCGCCACAUAACGGUCCCGAUCUUCAGGAAGAUAGGGGCAUGCCACAGUACGACUACAUUAGCUUUAUGGACAAAUUGGUCUCGGUUUCCAAUGAUACGCAAGAUCCCUCACCUGCCUUGACAGAUGUCUCAAACGGCCGGGGAUUACAGCGUACCGAGUCGCCCACCAAAAUGAAUGGCUAUCAUUAA
Glarea lozoyensis ATCC 20868 is the source of this 2463-nucleotide messenger RNA. Its product is annotated as Calponin-homology, CH-domain-containing protein. Gene Ontology annotation, biological process: actin cytoskeleton organization; actin filament bundle assembly. Lineage: Eukaryota; Fungi; Ascomycota; Leotiomycetes; Helotiales; Helotiaceae. Gene Ontology annotation, molecular function: actin lateral binding; calcium ion binding. The record is from RefSeq and is a predicted model, not a curated record. Bases 1 to 2463 code for a protein of 820 amino acids. Gene Ontology annotation, cellular component: plasma membrane; cell projection; actin filament bundle. The transcript has 4 exons.